Felis catus (domestic cat) is the source of this 2260-nucleotide messenger RNA. RefSeq names its product lymphocyte expansion molecule (gene CIMAP2). Lineage: Eukaryota; Metazoa; Chordata; Mammalia; Carnivora; Felidae. Bases 106 to 1302 code for a protein of 398 amino acids. The transcript is spliced from 10 exons. The record is from RefSeq and is a predicted model, not a curated record.
AGGUCACAAGGCGGGGUUGCCGCGGCAGCGGUGGCCGCCAGCGUCCGCGGGAGGGGUCCCGCGGCGGGAGUCCCGGCCAGCACCUCGCCUGGGGGCGCCCGAGCCAUGGGCACCAAGUGGUUCAGCGGGGCACCCUUCGGGGUGCAGAGCCACAGGUUUGAUGUCUCCGCCGUCUACCCCAAUCAGAAGAAACUCAGCACCUUCACCGAAGCCCCCUACUCCAGGCUUCAUUCUGUGCAGAUGUCCCACAUAGGACCUGGAACCUAUGGCUACCAGGAGACCUGCUUCAGCAAGAAGAAACUCAGCAAGGAGGUGGGCACAGGCUGGGCCAGGACCCAGGAAGCCACCCGGCUGACCCAGCUGCCCCACUUCCAGUACGAGGCCAUCAUGAAAGAGAAGCGGUUGCAGAAGGAGAAGCUGGGGCCCGGCUCCUACAACCUCAAAGACUUCUUAGAACAGCUGCAGCAGAAACCGUGCAGCACCCGGGGGCUGCUCAGCUCGGGGGAGACCCGCUUCCGUGGCCUCGUUGGGAACUACUAUCCAGGCCCUGGAAAUUAUGGGGUGAAGGGUAACCCAUACACAAAGCUGGAGGAGAAAGCCCAGAACCGUUCUCAGGUCCUCAUGUGCAGGAUGACCAGCAGGCCACUCCUCUUGGCUCAUCAGGGGAGUGGUCUGGCACCAGGCACCUACUCCUUCAAAAGUGGCAUUGAGACCUACCUGGCACGAUCCAUGGGCACCCGCGGCCCCUACGACACUUUCUCCGGUGACCGAAGCAAGCCCCAGCCUUAUGGACAUUACUCUGUGCAGAAAAAAAAGCCCAGGGAACUGAUGAAUUUUACGACCUUCGUGGAAGAGCUUAACUCGCGGCACAAUAAGAAGCGUGGGGUUUUUUCGAAAAUUUCUCGCAACCCGGAAACCCCGACGGAGAGGAUUUACUGGGCGACCCUUAGCCAGUGCCCCCGAAAACUAGCCACGUCUGGUCCCGGUUCGUGGCUUCCUCCAAAGAAGGAAUGCAAACACGUCAACCAGCCACCGUUCCUGCUGUCUUCCAAGCGGAUGGGCAUAAAGGCCUACCAGAUGAUUCUGGGAAGCUGGAACCCCGUAGGUGUGGGCCGCUACCUCAACACCUGGCUGAUGGAGACGAAGGACCAACGGCAGCGGUAUCGGUCCCUGUACCUGGGUGGAUCCAAGCGCUACCCCUCUGACCCGGCCUGGGAUAGGGUCAUGCAGGAAAGGAUCACACCUUUUACUAAGGGGAAGUGCCCUCCAACAGUGGAUUACAAUUCAGAUCCUACUCCUUAAAGCUGCAUAUGAAGGACAUCCUGUGAUGACCAGAGGGCCCCAAAAGCCUGAAGACAAAUUUGGGGAUGGAAGGAUAGGAGUGGGAAUCUGGGUUGGGGGGGGGGGGCGGGUCUUGGAGAAAGGACACAUGGGAAUGCCUGGAGGGGAAGGAUAUAAUGGGAAUGCUUUUGCUGGAGACAUCUACCUGGAGGUCACAUGGUCUGCUGGGACAGCUGGGGCCAGAUACUUUUUGCUAUGAAAGAUCAGUUAUGCUGAGAAUUCAAACUAGCCAGUGACAUGAACAUGGGAGCCAGACAGCAGAUGGACUAAUGGGGUGGAAUGUGGUUGUAACUCUUGGAACCUCUUCUAAAGUCAAAUUGCUUGACUCCCUGAUUAUUAAAAUCCAAAAAGAGGUGGAAAAGUGUAGUAUAUGUCAUAAGACAGCUCUAGGCCCCCUUCUGGUGCUCUCCAUCUCCAUCCCAGGAUGCUUCUGGAAGCUCAGCAGGGCCUAAUGCUACGUAUGAGGAGGCUGCUGGCCUCCAGGCAAGGUGCAGCCAUUGGGAACAAUCGAUUUCACCCUUAGAGUUCAGCCUUGUGAGCACACCAGUCUAGCCUAUAGAUGGAUCUGUGGGGCUGUUCACAAUGUCAUCUUCUUCCCUCACUGUUUUGUGUCAGUGAGAGAUGGUGUAGGAUGGUAGGAGCGUGUUGUCCCUAGAAAAAAAGGAGGCUGGGACACCACUGCCUCAGCCACAAAACUCCACUCUUCAGAGUGUGAGUAUAUUAUAAAAAGCAGUUACUUUCUCAUUUAAGUCAAAAUGACUGUUUUAGAAGUAAAACUGUCUUUAUGCACAGACCUGUUGCCUAUGUGAAAAAAAAAAAACACUAUGAGUAUUUUGAUGAGCCAAAAUACAUGUGGACCAGAUCUAAUAAGUCAGCUUUGCAAGUUUUCAGGAAAUAAAAUCAACAUAUCAAAACCAAA